Molecule: messenger RNA, 1527 nt
Organism: Cavenderia fasciculata
Lineage: Eukaryota; Evosea; Eumycetozoa; Acytosteliales; Cavenderiaceae
Exons: 6
Coding region: 1-1527 (508 amino acids)
Cellular component (GO): nucleus; cytoplasm
Source: RefSeq, a predicted model, not a curated record
AUGAAAGCAAAUAAACCAUUUCAAAAUAGACAAAGUGAUUCAAUAGACAAACCAAUCAGAAAUCCAUCCACCGUUGUCAUUAAAUUUGAAGAGACUAAAUUGUUUGACGAUGAAACAUGGUCUUUUAACUUUACAACAAUUCAAACCCCAAUCUGUAAAUAUGCUGGCAUGGUGAAGUAUCUUAAAAGACCAUGUUUCAAUCUAAUCAUUACUUGUGCCACCAUCGUCAAAUACAGUAGAUUAGUUGUUAUCAUGUCGAAUAACGAUACAGUACCUUCAUCAUCAUCAUCUACAACAGAAAAUACAGCAGCAGCAGCUACAGAUGUCGUUGUUGGUACACAUCAGGUUACGAUGGGUUUCACAGAACCAGUGUACGAGCUUAGAGAGUUGACAUCUGACUUUUUCCCAAACAAGAUAGGAGGUAAUCCUGUAUGUUGUCGUAAACUAGUAGAAUACUACUAUACUAUUCUAUACUAUACUACUAUCAUUUCAAUAAAGAGAAUGUUUAUUAAUAUUAAUUUUUAUGCACCAUGGAGUGAUUUUGAAUAUACAUAUCAUCGUACUAUUUAUUUGUUUUGUUGCAAGAGUGCACAAUGCAAUAAUUACAAGGUAUUUAGACAACAAUUGCCGCUUGACAAUCAAGUAUAUGAGAUUGAUCAAGAAGAGAGACGUUAUGACGACGAUUUCAAGGUAGACGAGAAAAAGAUGAGCAAGAGACAGGUGACAUGCGAGUUUUGCGGUUUACACGCCACCAACAAGUGUGGCAAGUGCAAGCAAGUCAACUAUUGCUCCAGAGACCAUCAAUCGAUCGAUUGGGAAUUGCAUCACCGUGAACACUGUGGCAAGGCAACCACCUUGUUGCAUAGAAAGAAACAUCAACAUCAUUUUAAACAAUUCCUCAUUAUCUGCGAAGACGAUGAAUUUGAAAACUAUGAUCCACUCACUGCCAAACAAUAUAUCAACGAGGAUGACGAAGACGAAGACGAUUAUGAUCUCGAAGAAGGAGAAAAUGAACAACCAAAAUCAGCAACUGGUAAUGAAUUGGUACCUAUUUCAUCCAAUGUACAAACGGGAGAGGUCGAUACACAUGCUCCAGGUAUGGAAGAUUACCAAGAUUAUCUUGGUGAAACUGGACUCAAAGAUGAAUUCUCUGAAAGAACAUUUACCAAUAUGAAAGAUAGAGAAUUAUAUCAAUUUAAACUUACUACUAAACCUGAUCAAUCUCAAGUUUUAAGAUAUUGUAGAGAAGAUAAAUAUAGAGUUUUAUGGGUAGCAGAGGAAAAUAAACCAAAGGAUUUAACAACAGAUAUUCCAAAAUGUUCAAAUUGCAAGAGUGAAAGAAAGUUUGAAAUGCAAAUUCUACCACAACUCUUACAUUUCAUCGAAGUCGAUAGUGACAAGUUGGCAUCAUUCAAUGACAUUGAUUUUGGUGUUUUAAAUAUUUAUACUUGUUCAAGUUCAUGUCAAUUCUCAAAUGAAUCUGGUGUAAUUGAAGAAUUUUUAUGGAGACAAAAUUUUUCAAAAUAA